CGUCGUCUGCAGGCGGGAUGUACAUGGCUUUCUCUCCCUCUCCCUCGGCUCCUCACUCUCCUCAUCUUCCUGGUCUUCGCUCCCCGUCCUCUGUAUCUGCGGCUGCGGCUGCUCUACUCGAGCAAGAGAAGUAUCUGUCUGAGUUAUUGGCAGAGCGACAGAAACUUGGUCCAUUUCUGCCUGUGCUGCCUAUUAGUUAUCGCUUGCUGAACCAAGAUGUCAAGUUUAUUACAAUCCUCACCAGCACAAAAUUGGCUAAGUUCCCAAGGUAGUUCAUCAGGUCUUAUUGUGAAGAGAACCAUCAGAGUGGACGUUCCUGUUGACAACUAUCCCAAUUAUAACUUUGUUGGCCGCCUCCUUGGACCUAGGGGAAACUCUCUCAAGCGAGUGGAGGCAAGUACUGAUUGUCGAGUUUUGAUUAGAGGGCGUGGUAGCAUUAAGGAUCCAGCUAGGGAAGAAAUGAUGAGAGGAAAACCGGGUUAUGAGCAUUUGAACGAGCCUCUCCACAUACUAGUUGAGGCAGAGUUGCCAGUUGAAAUUAUUGAUGCUCGCCUUAUGCAAGCCCGUGAGAUUCUUGAGGACUUGCUCAAACCAAUGGAUGAAUCUCACGAUUUCUACAAGAAGCAACAGCUACGAGAGCUAGCUAUGCUUAAUGGCACACUUCGUGAGGAGGGUUCGCCCAUGUCCAGUUCCGUGUCUCCCUUCCACAAUAGCCUCGGAAUGAAGAGAGCCAAAACUAGGGGGUAAAUAAACUGCUCCUUUAUAGAAAAGGCUUUUGGAGAUUGUUUUCUAGUGUCUGGGAGUAAUCAGCAGUCCCAUUCCAAGGUAUUGCCUGCAGCCAAUGCCUUCAACUGCAAUCGGGGCACUCGCACGCUUACGUGCAGGUUCUUACUAAAAUUUAUAUGGUGUGUUUAUGUAAUAUUUGGAAAGAGAAGAUAAUGUACUGACAUGGAAAUGUCAAGCAGUUAAGAAUUAUUAGCGAGUGGGGGGGCUUGCUUAUAUAUAUAUAUAUAUAUAUAUUUGUUGCUUUAGGAGUCAAUGGUUUGAAAAAUCUCUCCAACAAUUUCAUGUGUGUUGUUUACUAGGCUUUUUUUUAAUAAGGUUAUUAUGGAAGUUCUGAAUAUUUUGUAGGGUGGUGGGUUCUUUUGGGACUUUAGAAAGACAAAAGGCUAAGGCUUGUAAGGCAAUGUGAUGCACAGGAAACAUUGGUUUAUUAAGUUUGUCUUUUGUUUCAGUUCGUGUGCUUUGUAAUAGGCGUAGUAGCAUUACCCCCCGCCCCGAAAAACAUUCUUUAUUAUUUUUUUAUUUCUUUCUUUCUUAUAUGGUCUAGAGAUUGAAAAGCUUUGUCUAUUUGCCUUCUAAGAUCUGUAUCAUUAUUAAUUUUGUUCU
Cucurbita pepo subsp. pepo (vegetable marrow) is the source of this 1389-nucleotide messenger RNA. Lineage: Eukaryota; Viridiplantae; Streptophyta; Magnoliopsida; Cucurbitales; Cucurbitaceae. The record is from RefSeq and is a predicted model, not a curated record.